This is a messenger RNA of Echinops telfairi (small Madagascar hedgehog), 783 nucleotides long. Its product is annotated as cAMP-dependent protein kinase inhibitor beta-like. Bases 1 to 342 code for a protein of 113 amino acids. Gene Ontology annotation, biological process: negative regulation of cAMP-dependent protein kinase activity. The record is from RefSeq and is a predicted model, not a curated record. NCBI's taxonomy places the organism in Eukaryota, Metazoa, Chordata, Mammalia, Afrosoricida, Tenrecidae. Gene Ontology annotation, cellular component: nucleus; cytoplasm. The transcript is spliced from 2 exons. Gene Ontology annotation, molecular function: cAMP-dependent protein kinase inhibitor activity.
AUGGUGGAGGAGGCGGCGAGCCAGAGCCGGCGUCUCAGCUCCGGGCCGAGGGAGCUGGGGAGCCCGAGCGCGCGGGGACCUGGCUCCGGCUUGAUUUAUGUUGCUAUGAGGACAGAUUCAUCAGAAAUGACUGAUGUGGAGUCUGUGAUCACCAAUUUUGCAUCUUCAGCAAGGACAGGCCGCAGGAAUGCCUUACCGGACAUCCAGGGUUCAGCUGCUGCAGAGGGAACCUCAGAUUUGCCGGCCAAACUGGAGGCUCUCAGCAUGAAGGAAGAUGUAAAAAAGAAAGAUGAAGAAACAACACAAGUGCAAGUGGAAAACUGUCCAAAUGAAGGAAAAUGAAGUCUCAUCUCCUAUCAAAAGUGCUGAAUUUGUGUGCAUUGAAAGACUUAGAGGUUCUCUUUCCUCGGCUGUUCCCAUGUCUUCAUUGGGACAUGCUGUCCUCAGCAACAUGUGUGUUCCAGGAUUUUGUGAUGUUAUUUACUUGGAUUGUAAUCCUGAUAUGUUCUGUAAGCUAGCACAUAAAAGACAGGUUCCUUCCAAAUUACACCCAAGGAAAAGAUAAAGUAUGAUUGCUUAAAUACAUAUCAUUGUCUAUAAACUCAACAAAAUUAUUGUUCCCUUAAAAACUUAGUUAGCCAGAUUUAUUUCUAAUUCCAUUUCUAUGGUGAUGGGUAAACUAUUUCUUGGGAAAUAUAAACCAACACCACUAAUUUAAAACAUAUAUUUGUAGCAAAGUGAUUUCUUCUAUUGUUGUUGUGAGGAACAAAAGAAUAAAAUCAC